This is a messenger RNA of Phytophthora infestans T30-4, 1174 nucleotides long. RefSeq lists its product as uncharacterized. NCBI's taxonomy places the organism in Eukaryota, Oomycota, Peronosporomycetes, Peronosporales, Peronosporaceae. The coding region runs from base 1 to 1098 and encodes 365 amino acids. The record is from RefSeq and is a predicted model, not a curated record. The transcript is spliced from 2 exons.
AUGCACCAACAGAUUUGGGCAUUCGUGGUCCUGCCGGCUAUGGCUUUCGCGGGAGGCGACACCUACUUCACCGGCGAUGCCACGUCGUACACGCUCGGAGAGGUGUCUGCCGGCAAUUGCAACUUCAUGUUCGACCCCGGCGUCGAUGACAACUACGCCGCACUGAACAGCGAGCAAUGGGACUCGACACUCAACUGCGGCCGAUGCGCCGAGGUCUCCUGCGACGACGACCGAUGCAGCGACAAGACCAGCAGUCAGAUCGUCUACAUCGUAGACAGGUGUCCGGAAUGCAAGCAAGGCGACCUCGAUCUGUCCCCCGCCGUGUUCGAGGCCAUCACAGGCAGUGAUCCGUCCCGCUACCGCAUCAAAUGGAAGUUCGUGGACUGUCCCGUGAGCGGCAACAUCGAGUACUGCACUAAGAGCGGCAGUAGUAGCUCGUGGCUGGCUAUUCAGCCUGCAAAUUUUGCCAACGGUGUGGCUAGUAUUAAAAUUGCUGACCAGGACGUGACGAUGGUCGACUCGUGCUACUAUUUCCUUCUUAACGGCGGAUCGAACGUCGACAUGUCGGCGGUGAGCGUCGAACUCACGUCCGUCUCGGGUGAGACCAUCACUGAGACUCUGUCGCUCACAGCCGACGAGUGUACAGAGGGCACAUCUAACUUCGGAGCUAUCAACAAGUACUUUAACACUCUCAAGUCGAGUAAUUCCAGUAGUGGAGUCGGCUAUCAGGCUGGGAAGGUGACGGCAGCCGACGACUCUGGUAGUGACGUGUCCAUCCUCCAGUCGAGUGAAGCUGGCGUGGACAAGACGCCGAGUACGCAGCAGACGACCGACACUGACGAUCCGUCCCAGGCCGCUGGCUCGGAUACCAAGCGGGUGACCACCAAGACGGAGGAAAAGUCGUCCGGCACCAGUCCAGUGCUCGUCGCUCUGGUCGUCCUGGCUGCUGUGGGUGGCAUCGCAUUGGUCGCUGUCGCCUACUCCGUCAAGAAGAAGAAACUGGACGAUAAACGGAUCGACCGGGAUGAAAACCUGGUCCGCUCCUUUGAUACGUUCAGCUCGCCCUUGCGUAUCAACGAGACCAUCGCUAAGAUCUAAGUCGUGUGGCGUAUCAUUUACCCAGUAGUGCAGUACCGUAGUGUCUUCCUCUCCAAAUUUACUAGUAGUAUUUUCC